Molecule: messenger RNA, 3843 nt
Organism: Anarrhichthys ocellatus (wolf-eel)
Lineage: Eukaryota; Metazoa; Chordata; Actinopteri; Perciformes; Anarhichadidae
Product: synaptotagmin-5
Exons: 5
Coding region: 30-1589 (519 amino acids)
Biological process (GO): vesicle fusion; calcium ion-regulated exocytosis of neurotransmitter
Cellular component (GO): plasma membrane; exocytic vesicle; synapse
Molecular function (GO): calcium-dependent phospholipid binding; SNARE binding; phosphatidylserine binding
Source: RefSeq, a predicted model, not a curated record
CACACACACACAUCAAACUGCAUGGGAACAUGUCGCAGUACACUCUGGGAGUUCACCUGCAGAUCCUGCUGGCUGUGGGUCUGGCUGUGUUCUGCUACUGCCUGGUUUUCGGCUGCAUCCUUUGCUGUCGCAGGAGGAAGCGUGUUUCAUCGGAGGACAAGGAGGCCGUUUUCCUGUCUCCUCAUCCUGCCGAAAGGGUGACUGUGACAUUGACUCCGUCUCCGUGCACCCAGCCUGUCAAGCAGCAGUACGAGGAGCUGGAGGGGGACGUGCUGGAGUUCCCCUCCUCUAAAAGCAGCUCUUCUCCCUCUGAGGACGACCUCACCGCCCUGCCCUUUGACCAGAGCCCUACCAGAUCAGCUGAGCUGGUGCAAUCUCCUGGGUCUUCUUUCCCGAUGCGGCGCCUCAGCACCCCGGCGGAUCCCUGCUCACCCAGCAAGCCUCCGCGUCACGUUAGAGCCUCCCUGCCCUCCCUCACCAAGCUGGGCCUGGUGUCCAGGUCCCGUCGGGCGAUGGGUCGACGCAGCACCGUGAGCGGUGUAAGUUUUCUUUACGGCGAGAGCAGUCGACUAACUGCUGUUGCUGCCAGCGCCCCCGCCCAGCAGGGGGAGCCCUGUCUCUCACAGUAUGGCUCUAACUCUCUCUCCAUCGCCUCCAAGCCAGCUCCUCUCCUUCACUUCUCCAUGCUCUUUUCCUCGGCCUGUAGCACCCUGAUAGUCAACAUCCUGGGGCUCUCGGGGGCCAGUCGAAGGCGCACCGGGGUGUUUGUCCGGGUCAGCCUUCCUCCCCUCUGCCCCACCCCUCAGCAGAUUGCCUCUCGGCGCCGCAGCGUCAGUCCGGACCUCCACGGCCAGAGCUUCGUGCUGCAGGUGGGCUCCGUGGAAGAGCUGCGUGGCUGCACCUUGAGACUCGCUGUCUACACCAGGGACUUCUCAGGCCUGAGGGAGGCCGCUCUGGGGGUGGUGGAGCUGCCCUGUGAGCAGAUGGAUUGGGAGCCUGACACCACCAGCACCUACACCAGGGAGCUCAGCCCGACCAAAAGCAAGCUGAAAAAGAUCGCUCACAUUUUUUCAAAAGAUCUAUCUCUCCUGCACCCUCAGAGUGUGAGUUCCCAGGAAACAUUGGGUCACAGGAAGAGCUCGGUGUGCGUGCCGCGGGCUUUGGGCCAGAUGUUCAUCCUGCUGCAGUACCAGACGCCGGCCCAGCGCAUCAAGGUGAUGGUCCGAAAGGCUGAGAAUCUGGCCAAGCUCACACGGAUCCCAGGAGCUCCAGACCACUACGUUGUCAUCAACCUGCGUCAGGAUGGGAAAGUAAUUGGUACCAAGGAGACCAAAGGGGCCAGCGGUCCGAACCCCGUCUGGAACGCCCCAUUCCUGUUUGACCUGCCCUCUGGUGACAUCACUCAGCUGCCAUUGGUGCUUGAGUUCAUCGUCAUGCAGGGCCGUCUCUACACUAAGAGCAGCAUUCUGGGUCGCGUGUCGAUUGGCAGCGAUGCCUCAGAGGCCGGACAGGGACACUGGAAGGAAAUGUGCAGUCGUGGGCAAACUGAGACGGCUCGCUGGCACACCAUCCAAUCAGAUGUGCUGUAGGACAGAUUGACUGACUGAGGGACUGCGCCCGCUUGUCCCUCUGCCGGCCAGUGAGUGAAACACAGAGAGGUGGAGUUCGAUUGGAAUAACAUGCGAUUGGGGCGCACGCGCUUCAAAGUAUUUAUUUUUAGUCUUUUUACUUUAAGGUCCGUUGUUGAUUUUUUGGUAGCUUUGAUAGAUGUCCAUAUCAUUACUCAACAGAUAGGGUAAUGAAUUAAGUAACUGGUCAUGCUGUUUCGGGAAGAGACAAAUAUCAGAGAAAUAUCCAAAUGGUCCGUGAGUAUCGGCAGAGCUUUAGAGAGAGAAGCACCGAUCACUGUAUGGAGCAGAGAUGUGCGGCAGCUUUCUCCAUAUCAACAGUAUUCUGUAUCCCGGCAUUGCCUUUGUGAUGAUUUCCAUUGUGACCGCUUAAAAACUGUAGUCUGUAUAGCUGUAUCAUUCUGGUUAUAUGCAACUUAUGCUGAUGUCGUGGUACUGUUUGUAUUGUGCCCAGAGGCUAAUGUUAAUGUUGAAUGUCACGGAUGUCGCCAUUCGUGGUUUUUGCAGCGGUGUAUUACUGUGCCAGUAUUUGUCUCCAUGCAGUACUGUAAACACCUCUUCUUGCGAAUAUUUAAGAGGCCAUUACAGUGGCCUGCUGAAUUAUUGUUUUUCAGUUCCCAUGAGGAUUUGUAAGUUUUCUUCUCUUAUCGUCCACAGGAAGCUACAAUAAACAUUCACAGAUGCCACAGCUCCGUUUGGAAUACAUAUUUACAAGGUUCCAAGCCUUCUCUAAUAGUUACCACUUUAUUCAACAAUAAGGCAAAAACAGACAGACAUAAGAGUGAAGAACCACUUUGUAAUUUGUCUGCUGUGACACAGUCUAACAUGGGGUCUUUGCUAGCAACAUUAUUGAAUGUCGUGCACUACUCACACACUGUGGCUGCCUUGCUAUUGGCUUUUAUUAUUGAACACAAUCUGCUGCAGUGACUCCAUUUUUGAUUCACGACGCCUCUCAAUACAACAGAAGCCUCAAUGGAGGUUACCAAUUAAGUUGAUUGCAUGAAGACUUUACCAUAGACCGUUUUAUCUGCAGUCAAUGGAACACUGUAAAAUAGAAAUUGAAAUAGAUGUGGUCUACUUUAUAGAGACUUGCGCAAUAAAUAUUAGCUAGUCAAGCGAAGAGAAGUUGGACAAUUAAGUCGGACUACUAAAACAAUUACAAUAUUGUUUCUCAGUUGGAUUAGAAAUCAUUUUUACACAUUAUUAGACUUCAAUUUUAGGGCUCAAGCUGACAUUUGUGUGGCCUUUUAUUGUCAACGUUAAAAACACCAAGUUUAAAGGUAUCCACAACCUAAAGGGUAUCGUACUAUAUCAUCUAUUUUACUCUACAUUUGACCAUAAGUUACUCAAUGAACGCCACAGUGUCCAAACUAAAGAAAUAUGUCUUCAUAAAACUUUCAUUUCAAAUGUAACACUUGGACUAACAAACUGAAGUGGGUUUAAACAUAAAUUAUUAAUAUGGUAAGAUAUUGUUCAUUUGGCACCUUUCAGAUAUUUGAUAAUGACAGGAAAUUGAAUGUGUUUCUAAUACCAACAUGUAACACUUUUUUGGUUUUAAAGGAAGGAGUUAUUGUGUUGUGUUUGUAUUUAUUGUAUAUUGACCAUAUAGAUGCCUGCUGGUGCCAUGUAUUGUCUUAACUGUAUAUGAAUGUCUUUGCUUUUAAAAGGGAAUAGUUUAAAAUAAAUUGAUAUAUUAUAUUAAGGAAUUUUGCCAAAGAUGUGGAUUUUAUUGAGUUUUUUUUGGACAGACAAACAAUUAAAUAUAUGUUUGUGAAAGGGAUCAUGUAAAUGUGGUCAUUUCAUAGAGUUCUCAUCCUGCUAACAGUUAGACUGACACAGAACUAUGGAACAUAAUAAAGAGUCUUGCUGCUUUGAUAACUAGAACAGCACAAUCAAAAUGUUGUUUUAAUUCCAAUUCAUAAUCCUGAGACAUAUGCAAACAUUCCCCUCCGCUCUUUCCUGCUGGACUUUUCAACCUGCCUGCCUUCAAAUCAUCUGGUCCUGAUAGAGAUUUUGUGUCAACUGAAUGCUUCAUGAAUAAAUAUUGUCAUUGCUUCCUCCUCAGUGGGUGACAGCCCUCCGAUAGUUUUAAAUAUCGACAUGAUGUCCAAUCCAAACAUGAUGUGAUCUAACUCCUCGGGUGUUCUUACGUCAUAUCAGAUCACCAAACAAAUGUGACGACUGCCACAUACACACAGUGACUGUACACUCUAAU